This is a messenger RNA of Anopheles funestus (African malaria mosquito), 1746 nucleotides long. It is a transcript of the gene CAH9, whose product is annotated as carbonic anhydrase 7. Lineage: Eukaryota; Metazoa; Arthropoda; Insecta; Diptera; Culicidae. The transcript is spliced from 5 exons. Gene Ontology annotation, molecular function: carbonate dehydratase activity; zinc ion binding. The record is from RefSeq and is a predicted model, not a curated record. Bases 643 to 1590 code for a protein of 315 amino acids. Gene Ontology annotation, cellular component: cytoplasm.
AUAGUGCUCAUAAGAUCGGUGAUUGUGUGAACGUAUUAACCCUCAAAUUAAACACUCGAUCUAAUAACGAAAGGAUUAAGAUACGCCAGUAAUUGUUUGGAGUGCGUUUAAAGCAAAGUUCGCAUACAUUCUACUGUGGUUCAUUCCCUUGCGCCAGCUAGAGACCAACACAGUUGGUACACUGUUCGUUGGCAAUAAUAACCAUUCGGCACACUUACGGGGAUAGCAUUAAUUGCAAAAGAUCACAGUAUUCACCACCACUGUGUCUUGGUUUAUCUGAUUUCCAACUAGCAGAGCACGUGGGUUUGUUUUAUGACCGGUUACGCUCGUACCGCAUCUUACACCAAACGACGCUGUGAAGUAGGGGUUAUUGUUUGCACCUGCAAAUGUAUGAGCACGAUGCAUUAUCAUUGCAGAAAACAGCAGUAUGCACUUUUCGCUCCGUUAAGUGUGUCCAUCUCUUAUUGCUACUAAUAAUAUUUGCUCAUUAUAGCACAGUUAGCUAAAAUUAUGGCUUACGUACGCGUUAGAAGAUUUGCAAUUUAAUAUUUCAAUUUACAAUAUUAUUCGAAAAUAGUCACAUUAUAGGCUAAGUAAAAAAGUGCAUGCUACAAGUAACAGUAAGAGAAAAAACACAUUGUCAUGAAGCAGUUUGUCCAUUUUUUUUUUAAAUCAUAUUACUACUUCUUCUCCAUCCUUAUUGGUCCACCCAGCACUGGUGUUGAGGGGCAUCGGUUUGGUUACUCGAAACCGGAUCAAAGACGCUGGUCCAAGGCACACCAAAGCUGCGCAGGCACCCAUCAGUCUCCGAUAGCGAUCAGUAGUCAUCGGGCAGUACCAUUGUACAUGCCAGCGAUCGAACUGGUCGGUUACAACAAUCUGCUCCCGGGACCGAUGACUAUACACAACAAUGGCCAUUCCGUGUCCCUCACGAUUCCGAAAACGGACCCAGCCACCGGCAAGCAUCCGUACAUCUUUGGUGGCAAACUGCAGAACGAAUACGAGCUGGAGGGCUUACACUUUCACUGGGGCGAUAAAAACAACCGUGGCGCGGAGCACGUACUCAACGAUAUCAGGUAUCCGCUCGAGAUGCACAUUAUUCAUCGCAACAAAAAGUACAAAACCGUCGGUGAAGCGCUCGGUUACACCGAUGGUCUUACGGUGUUGGGCUUUUUCUACCAGGUCACCGAACAGGAUGCGCCCGGUAUCAACACACUGGUACGAUCGUUUGGUCACAUCGUCGACUACGACAAUACGCUCCAGCUGAACCACACGUUCACGCUGCAGUCGCUCAUCGACGGGAUCGAUAUGACACGUUUCUAUACGUACAAGGGUUCGCUAACGACACCACCAUGCUCCGAGGCCGUCACGUGGGUCGUCUUUCCCGAUCUUCUCGAGCUUUCGGUUCAUCAGAUGAAACGGUUUCGUACGCUGGAUACUGGCAUUCACGGAUCGCCAAUGGUUGAUAACUAUCGUGCAUUGCAACCGAUCGGCAAUCGGCGUGUGUUCGUGCGCAAGGUGAACUCCCGCUAUACGGGGCUGGAAGUGUUCGAAGGAAUGCAUCACAGCAAAUGGGACUGGGUGCAGUAGACGGCUUAGGGAGUGCACCUCAUGAGCUUAGGGAUGACGAUGGUUUGUUUCGCCCAAAAUGUUCGACCAAUCCAAUAACAUGUGCCAUCGUUCCGGGGAGUGGUUGAGAGGUAACGCAAAUAAAAACAAGUGCUAAAAUAUUGUAUUAUAAAUUAA